AUGCAUCAGCACAUUUUAAAAAAAGGCAUUCUUUAGUCGGUACUACCUUUUUAGAAGUAAUAGGGGAAAGGGGGGUAAAACGUACCACUGUUUAAUUCGUACCACCGAAAAUUUUCAUAUUUAGAAAUGGUCUUUAAAAAUAAAAAACCUGGCAUAUUGACCUACAACUAUAGCGUCAUCAUUCAUGUUAAUUUUAUGGAGCUUAAUCAAAAGACACCAAAACGGGGCAGAGCUUCAACCUGGUCCCCGGAGGAUCUUCAGAAAGCCUUAGAGGCAUUGAGGAAUAAAUAUGGUCUCAAUGAAGUGUCUAGACUUUACGGUAUACCUAAACCAACUCUAAAAAGACACUUAGAUGGAAAAAACAAGUUUGCGAAUGGGAAUGUAGUACAAAGAGGUAGAAUGACAGUUCUCCCAGCAGAGCUUGAGAAUGAACUUGUCAGUCACAUCAAUCAACUGGAAGGAAUGCUGUUCGGCCUGACCAGAAACGAUAUAAGAUGUCUUGCAUACCAAAUAGCAGAAAAAAAUGGCUUGUCUCACAGAUUUAAUAAAACAGAAGGAAUGGCAGGAAAAGACUGGUUUAGAGAUUUUAAGAAACGUCACAAUCUGAGCUUGCGACAACCUGAAGCAACAUCUCUUGCGCGUAGUACCAGUUUUAACAAGAUAGCUGUUAACAGAUUUUUUGACAAACUUGAAAGCAUCAUUACAGAAAAUAAAUUAGAUGCUCUUAGGAUCUUCAAUACCGAUGAAACAGCGCUCUCAACUGUCCAGAAAAAACAGCAAAAAGUGGUGAGCUUGACAGGAAGGCAUCAGGUGGGGAAGUUGACCAGUGCAGAAAGAGGUCUUACCACCACAGCAAUAUUUUGCGCUAAUGCAGCAGGAAAUGCUAUUCCACCUAUGCUUGUCUACAAGCGAAAACGAAUGAAGGGCGAACUUUUAGAUGGUGCUCCUCCAGGAACAAUCGCUGUAUGCAAUGAAAGUGGCUGGAUGACUGCAGAUAGCUUUUCAGAAUGGAUGGAUCAUUUUAUAAACAGUGUAAAACCAUCAAAAGAAAAGCCUGUUCUUCUUAUCUUGGAUGGACAUACCUCUCACAGCAAAAAUUUGCAAGCCAUCACUGCUGCAAGUAACUCUUGUGUUAUUAUGCUCAGCUUGCCCCCUCAUACUACACAUAAGCUUCAACCUUUGGAUGUCUCGUUUUUUAAGCCCCUGCAAAGCUGUUAUGUACAAGAGUCAGAUAAGUGGCUUUUUAAUCAUCCAGGUAGAGGAAUUACUGUCUUUCAGGUGGCUACCAUCUUAGGUAGAGCAUACCCAAGAGCAGCUUCGGUCGCAAAUUUUGCUAAUGGUUUUUUGAAAUGUGGCAUAUGGCCUUGCAAUCGACAUAUAUUCACUGAAAGUGAUUUUGAAACCUCCAUUUGCUCAGUUAUAAAUAUUCCAGUAGAACCCAUCCCUUCAACCUCAAAUUCCCAACAUGAUCAGUUGUUAGUGCAGUCAUCAUCAGACUCCUCAACAAUAGUUGCAACAUCCCCACUCACUUCAUCAAAUGAACCACGAUUUGGUGCAACUGCUCAAAGCUCCAUAAAUUCAAAUUAUUCUCACCUAGAACUUUCUAUAUCUGCGUACAAUGCAAUUCCAACAGAGCCUGACGGCUGAUGCUUUUUUAGAAGCAUUUGCAUUUCAUUACAUGAACAUCCCCAGCUAACUGACAGAGAUUCAAGUGGAGUUGUAUGUAGCCUGCAAGUUAAAAUACAAGAAAAGGCAUUGGCAGACUCUUAGAGCACAAGUUGUUGACUAUAUUUGUAAAAACAUUGAGCAUUAUACUGACCUUGAUGCAGCAACAUUGUGUGCUGACAUGCCACAUGCAAAAUUUGACAAUAUUUUUGAAAGGCUAGAUAGUAUUUCUAGACCAAAUACUAUGGUUGGCGAGCUAGAGAUAAUAGCAACUACGAAGCUGCUCAGAAAGCCAAUUGUCAUUAUGAAUGCAACUAGUAAUGUUGUUUUAAAAUAUGGCAUGAAUGAUUUUCCUUCCUCCCCUGCAGUAGUUAUUCGAUUUACAAAUAUUGGAGAUGAUGUAGGCCAUUAUGAUUGCUUAAUUCCUUCUCGGCAAUCAAAGUCUUAAUACAUCCCUGUAACUGCAAUCUCUCCUAUCCCAGUAAAAGAAAAACCCCAUGUUAAACAGAAAAAAAAAAUCUUUUCAAUCUGAAAUUUUAACUUCCAGUUCCUAUAAAAAAAAUUCUUGUGGAUGCUGCAAUUGCAAAAAAAAAGUAAAAAACAACAAACUCAAAUUAUUCCUGCAACACAAAAGAAAAAAAAAAAGUAAAAUUUCUAUUCAGUUUGGUCAGAAUGAGAGUGAGAAAAGUCAAAAUUGGUAUUGUUUUAUAUGCGAAGAAAACCUUAAAGAAGAUAUGAUACAAUGUUUAAUAUGUGCUUCUUGGGUGCAUAUUGCAUGUGCAGGUUGUGAAAAUGCUGAUACUUAUACUUGUGAGUUAUGUUUGUGAAUCUUUCUACAUUGUUAUAUAUAUAUAUAGUUGGUACUUAUUACCCUCCAUGCUGGUACUAUUUAGACUCUUGGGAGGGUAAAUAGUACUCUUUUUUUUUUGUUUUGUAUUUUUCUAUUUUAAUAUAAAUAACUCAGUCUUUAAACCGUGUACAUUUGUAGUAUGUGUUGUUGUAAAGCUAUGACAUAAAAAAUAAACAUUCUUUUUGCCAAA
Messenger RNA from Biomphalaria glabrata, 2705 nucleotides. RefSeq lists its product as uncharacterized. Gene Ontology annotation, molecular function: DNA binding. The transcript has 2 exons. The record is from RefSeq and is a predicted model, not a curated record. Gene Ontology annotation, cellular component: nucleus. The coding region runs from base 127 to 1647 and encodes 506 amino acids. NCBI's taxonomy places the organism in Eukaryota, Metazoa, Mollusca, Gastropoda, Planorbidae.